Molecule: messenger RNA, 1345 nt
Organism: Python bivittatus (Burmese python)
Lineage: Eukaryota; Metazoa; Chordata; Lepidosauria; Squamata; Pythonidae
Source: RefSeq, a predicted model, not a curated record
ACAAAACCUUGCUGUUCUGGAUCAUUUGUUGUCCCCCAGCCUUGGAAACUUAACAAAAUGUUCUAUUUUGGUGGCUGGACUGUUCUGUAUGUCGUUAUCAUUGUUCUGCAAAGUGGAACUCGCAUGGGAAACCAGCACAGCUUACUUACAAAGGAGGAUUCUCACAAAUCAUCUGGUGAACUUGGAAAUAUAGAGGAAGAGGCCCAUUUUGAUUUUAAGGCUUUUCUGGAGAACCUGAAAGCUGAUUUUUUAAGGAGCUUGAACUUAUCAGCAAUACCUUCACAAGAAAAGAUCAAAGAGGAACCACCCCAAUUCAUGAUUGAUUUAUAUAACAGAUACACCAAGGACAAAUCCUCCAGUCCUCUAGCCAACAUUGUGCGCAGCUUCAGACCUGAAGCAGAUAUUUCUUCUCUCUCUUCACUGGAAAUAAAUCAGAAAUAUGUCUUGCUUUUCAAUGUUUCCAUCCCAUGGCAUGAAGAAGUAACUAAAGCCGAGCUGAGGAUCCACAUUGCAUGCCAGAAAGAGGCAGAGUGUUUCCCUCAUGUUCAAGGUAAUGUAGUAGUUUAUGAGGUGCAUGAAGGAGAUAACUGGGAGGAACCAAAGGAUGUAAAUAACUUCCUCACCUCCAAAGAAAUCCAGGGAUGUGGCUGGGUGACAUUUGAUGUGUCGAGCGCUGUGAAAAAAUGGGUCAAGGCAGAAAAGACAAGGACUAUCAAUCGGUUGGAGACUGCAGUGAAGAAUCUUGAUCCAAGUGAUUUCAACUGUGGGAUUCUGAACAUCAGUAUAACUCCUGACUCAAGCCAUUUGCCCUCACUGAUAGUGUUUUCUAAUGAUCAUGGCAACAGAGUCAAAGAGAAUCAUGCAGAACUUCAGGAAAUGGUGGCACAUGAACAGGAGGAUGUGCUUAAGAAUUUAGUAAAGAACAACACUGCCCACAGACGGAAUACUUGGCCUAUCCAUGGAAUCCACCAUUCUCUGUCCAGAAGCAAACGAAGUAUUGAACUCAACCAUUGCCGGAAAACAACCCUCCAUGUGAAUUUCAAAGAAAUUGGAUGGAACUGGAUCAUUGCCCCUCCAGAUUAUGAGGCAUUUCAGUGUAAAGGGGGCUGCUUCUAUCCUCUGACCGAUAAUGUCACCCCAACCAAGCAUGCGAUUGUCCAGACCUUGGUGCAUUACAAAAACCCCAAGAAAGCUGUCAAAGCCUGUUGCGUUCCCACAAAGCUGGAAGCAAUUUCCAUGCUUUAUAAAGAUGAGGCUGGAACCCCUACUCUGAAAUACCAAUAUGAAGGGAUGAAAGUAGCAGAAUGUGGCUGCAGGUAGUAUCAAGGGACCUCUAAUUCAUAAU